This is a messenger RNA of Xylaria bambusicola, 1116 nucleotides long. Its product is annotated as elongation factor G. Gene Ontology annotation, biological process: mRNA splicing, via spliceosome. Gene Ontology annotation, molecular function: U5 snRNA binding; GTPase activity. The record is from RefSeq and is a predicted model, not a curated record. NCBI's taxonomy places the organism in Eukaryota, Fungi, Ascomycota, Sordariomycetes, Xylariales, Xylariaceae. Gene Ontology annotation, cellular component: U2-type catalytic step 2 spliceosome; cytosol; U4/U6 x U5 tri-snRNP complex. The transcript has a single exon. The coding region runs from base 421 to 999 and encodes 192 amino acids.
GUGGGGCCAGAGUCCUCGAUGUGUCGAGCUCAAAGUACACCCUCCGUUUCUAUGAGUAGUGGAGGGACGCUAGUGGCAUCCCUGCUCUCAUUCCCUGUAGUCUGCCCUCCCAUUCUCUCCUAGUCGGGCCUGCUCUUCGUCGUGGAAUAUUCCGUGCUUCAUCCCCACUCACUGGCCUAUCUGUGCGGUCAGGGUCUUGAGAGACGAGAUCAGGUUGGGGUUACCACAGGGCUGCGUUCGCCUUGGCCCCAGACGGACUUAUUACCAAUUGUUUCCGUCAGUGCACUAGCUCAUGCACUGGCCGAUGAGAAUCAAGAUGUGCUAGUGUGGGAUGUCGCUGCGGAGCCCCCUGACUCCCAGAUUGCUGAUUCAAUUUAAUGAUUUCCUUUUCUUCGCGAAUUUCCAUAGUACGCUAUACUAAUGAAUGCGUCAGCUAUCCGAAAUACCAAAUUCCGCAUCACUGAUGCUGUUUUAGCCCAAGAGGCUAUAUUCCGAGGUGGCGGUCAGAUUAUUCCCACGGCACGCCGCGCGUGCUACAGCUCGUUCCUGAUGGCGUCCCCUCGCCUUAUGGAGCCUGUAUACUCAUGUUCAAUGAUUGGUCCACAGGACGCUGUGCCCAUGCUUUACACGGUACUCUCCAGGCGGCGAGGGCAUGUCCUCGCUGACGGCCCCAUCGCCGGCACCCCGUUGUACCGCGUUCAUGGCCUUAUCCCUGUCAUCGACUCGUUCGGCUUCGAGACAGAUCUGCGGAUCCAGACCGAGGGACAAGCCAUGGUCAGCCUCGUGUUCGACAAGUGGCAGCUUGUGCCGGGCGACCCCCUCGAUAAGGAGGUCGUGUUGCGCCCACUUCAACCUGCUGACGCGCAGGCUACAGCGCGUGACUUCGUGCUGAAGACGAGGAGACGCAAGGGUCUCAGCGAGGAUGUCAGCGUCGCCAAGUUCCUUGAGCCCGAGUUCUAUCAGAGUUUGAUGGAAAGUGGGACUCUGGGGAGUCCUUAGCUUGGGUGUAGAAGAAUUCGUUGGAUGGGUAGGGUAGGGUAUAUGUAUUAGGGUUGUCCUUUUCGAUUGCUGGUAUGUAUGUGUAUAUAUUUGGGCCGACGGUAGCUAUAUAGGUUG